Messenger RNA from Aphis gossypii (cotton aphid), 3995 nucleotides. RefSeq lists its product as uncharacterized. Lineage: Eukaryota; Metazoa; Arthropoda; Insecta; Hemiptera; Aphididae. The coding region runs from base 873 to 3395 and encodes 840 amino acids. The record is from RefSeq and is a predicted model, not a curated record. The transcript has 9 exons.
GUCUCCUUAUCUCUAGUUUUCGUGUUAUGAAGUUUGAACAUUCUAAUCUCGUUUUUUUUUUUUAUCAAUUUAUAUCAUUAUAAAAAAUGUUCGCUGUAUGUUAAUAAAUAUAAAACGAUAGACCAUAGUGUACAGACGACGGCAGACGGCAGUACGAUACAAGGCUACAAACUAAAAAGUGUCUGUUCGGCGUUUACUAUUCAUCUCCUGAUCAGCCAAAAUGUAAUAAUGUAAAUCAUACUUGAACAGCUACGUAUAGCUUAUAGUUGAUGCUGGUUCACUAUAUCUUUUUGACGAGUAAAGACAAUAUAAUAGCUAUUAUAGUCACCAGCGCACAUCUUGAACUAUAUAAUCUACUUAGAUCCAGAAAAUUAAGUAUAAAUAUUUAGUGAACAUCUUACAUUACGUAAAAUCCUGAGCGGUGAAGAUGAUUGUAUUCAGAUAAAUAGUGAAAAUUAAAUUGAAUUUCUAUAGGUAUAUUGUGAUUGUAUUGGCCCCUUGACCCGGCUUGCUAAUAUACUUGUCACUUGACAUCCAUAGACAAUUUAUUAUUUUAUUAGUCAUUUCAAUUUUUAAUCAGUUAUCAGUGUUGACUUAUCUACUACUUAUUUAAUACGGUCUUUGUUGAUUCUUGAUUGACGAAUGACAGGACACGAAAAUUUAUUGCAAUAAAUAUUCAGUUAUUAAUUUAUUAUUUAUAGUUAAUAGUUAUGAUUGAUGUACUUAAUAUUAUAGAAAUGUUCGAAAAAUUACCAUCGUUCAAGUAUUGAGAAUUUUGAGUUGACUUCUAAACAAUAUUACAUACAUAUUAGUGAAAAUUCAAUUCGAAUCUGCAAAACUGCUGUUAAUUAUACCUUUACAAUCGUUUUACUAUGUUUAAUUCAAUGUUUAAAUCACUCUUUAAAAAAUCUAGUAAAAAAGACCAGACAAGAUCUAGUAGUGUAGAAUCUCAACUUGUUGAAAUUACUAAAAAUGAUGUUAAAGACAUGCUCUUUUCGUUGAAUGAGAUUGAUGUUGACGUUAAAGAAAUUUUAGAUAAUAGUCUUAGUUGUUCUGUGUCGUUAGACAAUAUUAUUGAUGGUAUCGAGGAAAUACCUAUUGCUGAAACUCAUCAAGAAUAUUUUAAUGAUAAUGCUUCAGUUGAUAAUUUUGAUGACACUAAAAGUGAAGUAAGUUCUAUUGGAGAAAACCAGGCGGCAGUUGAAAAUUCUGAUAAAAAUAACACUGCAAACAAAAUAAACAAUCUUCAAUGUUUAUUUACGUGGAACAUAAAGUCAAAUAACAAAAGAAAUAUAAUUUUAUCGGUACAAAAUAAAUAUGGAGAUUACAAUUUAGAUAUAUCUUCAUCUGAAUUUACAUUUGAAAGGUAUGUAGGUAAUAUAAUUAUUGGUUAUGAAUUAUUCCAUAAAGGUGAAUCCGAAUUAGGACAAAUGAAAAUAUUAGAAAUUGGGAAAUGGCUUGAAGAACUAGAUAAUGGUACUGAUGAAUUUUAUUUAUCUAUUAAUGUCGGUCUUCAACAUGUUAUGAAGGCAACUUUUAUUCAUAUGUUAUUUGCUUCAAAUCUUACUGGAGAGUGUAAAUGGUUGUUGGACGAUAUUAUACCAUUAGCUAAAAUGGAUUCUAAAUCAAAAGCUACUGUACAUGCAAUACGUGCAGCUGUAUUUAUUGAAUAUGGUGGAAAUCCUCACAUUUUUAAAAGAGCUUGUAAUAGUGCUAAAAGAGCAUGUGAUUUAGAUCCUAAUACUUCACAGUGGUUUUAUAUCUAUUCACUUGCUUUGACUACUCAAAGACAAUUUUUACAGUCACAUAAAUCAAAUCCAACAGAUAAUGAAAAAAAUGCUGUUCAGCAAGCAAUUAUGUUGUCUGAUGGAAAUAAUACUGUUUACAACUACCAUAGAAUGACAUUGGAUAGAGAUACUGCAAUUCGAUAUUAUCAUGAUAAUAAAAAUAAUAGCGAUAAAUUUUGGAUUGAAAAAAAUCGACAGGCAAAUAGAACAAUUGUUGAAAUGAUUAAAGCUAUAAUAAGCAUGGAACCAAAAGAUCCCCACUUGGUUGUUAAGUGUGCUAAAACAAUAAUGACUCUUCCACUUAUGGUCCGUGAUUUUAAUUUGGGAAAACAGUAUUUGACAAAAGCCUAUGAAAUGGCACCAGAUGAUAUUACUGUUUUAAAAGCUAUUGAAAAAACAGUUCAAACUUAUCAAGAUAUUUCAAAAAAACAGAGACCCAGAGCAAAUGUAACUAAACAUAAUCGUCCACCACCGAAGAAUAGAACUCCAAAAUUAGGAAAUGAUUUAGGAUUUAUAGUAAAAAAACAAAAAAAUGGAGAAGAUCCUAUUCCACUCCUCAUUGAUUUAAUUCCUAAGUAUGAUGGCCUCGAUAAAUCAAAAAUUAUUGCUCAACUGUGUUCAUAUUCAAUCUUAUUUUCAAACAACUUAAGAUUUGGUGUCGAAGAGUUUAUUAAAUUGAUAGAAAUUCCAGGAAUUUCUAAUAAUUAUAUAAUCACGCAACAUUUUUCAUCAUUUGGUUCAAAGAAGUUUCACUUAGCAGAACUUAUUUGUAAUGAAAUUAGGUUGGCUACAAAUUCAAGUAGCACUGCUCCUGAUGAUAUGUUAUACUAUUUUAAAAUGUUAACUAAAAUCAUGGAAACUUGUAACUUACAGAUGAAAGAUGUUGAUUCAUCUUUGAAAGCCAAGCUAAUCAUUGAUUCUUCUGCUAUAUCUUCAUUAUCAAAUAAUACUCCACAUCAAAGUGAAACAGGUUCAUCAGAUAAUGAGAGUAUUGUUGAAAAAGUUCCAGUUAAAAACAAUACAAGAAGACGUAAGUUCAAGCAAUCAAAGAAUACUGGUCCUAAAGUAUUUACUAAAAUGCCUGAGUCAAAUAAAGUUCCAAAUAGAAAAAAUGAUAAAUCCUAUGUUGAUCAUUGUUCUUCAAGAACUUAUCAUAAUAAAAACCCCGGAAACACUACCUCAGCAAUCAAUGAAAUGAAUUUUAAAAUGGCAAAGUUUUUAAAUAUUUCUUCUGCUAAUAGACCAAACUAUUUUGAUAAUUCUAAUAUUUUGACAACUGAAAACCUUAGAAAUGUACAAACACAAUCACAAGUAGAAGAAUAUACCCACCAGUUAUAUCAACAUAUCUCUGCUAAUAAUUAUACACAUCCACAACAGAUGAAUAUGCCUUCAACUUCAACUUCAACAGGAUAUUAUGGUAUGCAUAAUAUGGGCAAUCCCACAUUUUCAAACUUUCACUCUAUGCCACAAUAUUCUCAAUUUCAAAAUCAACAACCUCCUUCUUUACUUGAUAUAAGACCUCAAAUAAAUCAACAGAAUGCAACAUCUCAUUUUAACAAAAACAAGACAACUGCAAGACAAAUGAAAUUUGCUUCCAAAAAAAAAUAACUUAACUGAUUUAUUUUUAUUUUUCUUGAUUCAGUUAAAUAUACAAGCAGUUUUUAUAUGUUAGUCAUUUUAGUACGUAAGCAAUUUUUUUUACGAUGAAGUUUGUUAAAACAAUAGUUGUAUUUUAAGAUUUUAAUUAAAACCUUUGUGUUUAUUAACAUAAUUUAUUUAGCAAUAAGUUAUGUAAUUUCUAUAUUUAGCUUAUUAUAAUAUCGCAUGUUAAUUAUUUUUUCAUUUUACUUCAAUAAGUUUAAUAUUGUUGAUGAAAUAGUUAAAGAUAUUAUUUUACAAAGUUGUUAUAUUUUUGUAUAAUUUAUCUUGUUAAAGAAUAUCAUAUACUUACAUUACUUUAUUUGCUGAUUAAAAAGUACUAAGCAACGUAAACUAUUUAUUCACAUUGUCUAAAUAAUAUUAUUUAAUUUUUAGUGGAUUGUUUUGUACUUUUUAAACAUUUUGAUAUAUUCUCAAUUUCAAAUCACGUUUUAAUUUUAAAGUUUUUUUUUAUAACUAAUUUUUAAAUUUCAAUAUUAUCAACAACAAAAAUACAAAUUAUUUUGUAUCUACUAUUAUAAAAUAGAUUGACCCCUAAUAUUUUUUUAA